CGCAUGCGUGGGGACUACGUGAGGUCAUAUGGUGAGGUCAAGCAGUCGACAGACUUUUCUUAAACAAAUCAAGUCUGCAAAUAUUACUUUAAUAGUAUUGGUAUCCACUCGAAACAGGGGUUCUUUAAAUUACAUGAAUGAUAAUGCGUCGUGUGAUACUUUUGGUACUUCAAAAAGCCAUUACUGGUGUUUCGAGAAAGACGAACAGCCAAUUAUGGUUCAAGUUUAGUGUCUGGCGGCGCUUUCACUUUCAGUCUCGGUUAAAAACAUCGCAUAUUUCACGUGGUUUUAUAACAACUGCAUUAUUAUCUAGUCGCCAUUUAAGGAAAUCGGACAGUCAGUUUUGCCGAAAUAUUUCAUUUGUCUGUGCUGCCCUUGGAUGUACGAUACACACCAACGAAGCCAAUAAAACAGGGAAUUUAAAAAGUGAUGAAGAUGAUGAUGAAGAUGAUGGGAAUAUGGACAGGAUUUCCAAUGCUGGAAGACUAAAUAAAUUAACAGUGGCACCACCUCCUGGUCUUCCUGACAGACUAGUCGUCCUUCAGGCAGAGGAUGGUAGUUUGGUCUAUUUAGUGGGCACUUGGCAUUUUACUAAAGAGAGUAUUGAUGAUGUGGUCAAGACAAUACAAGCUGUUCAACCAGAUAAAGUGGUGGUUGAGCUAUGCACUGACGCCUUGAAGUUGAGAUUUGGCAAAGUGCAAAUAUUUAAGCAAAAUGAAAUGAAAGUAGCAAUCGCAGAGGCACGAAAAGUUCCUGGUACUUGUGAGGUUUGUUUAGGUGACCUUCCUCUUCACAUCAUAAGGAACCAUUUCAGAGCUGCAGUUGAAGAACUGAGUACAUGGGACAUAUUCCUGUUUUAUCUUGCCACACGCACCAUUGUCAAAAAACUAUAUAGUACUAAAAAGAGUCAUGUUGACAGGCAAAAAACUUGGAAUGCCUUGGUGGAAGAACAGCAGAUAUGGAGAGAAAGAUUUCCAGGUGGUUACAAAGUUAUAAUGGAAGAGCGUGAUGUAUAUCUUACUCACAGCCUAAAGAUGGCAGCACAAGCCUUGCCACAUCCAAAAGAGACAGGACGAAUGAAGCCAGCAGUAGUUGUGGGAGUUGUUGGCCUGGGGCAUUUACCAGGGAUUGUAGACAACUGGAACAAGGAGCUUGACCCUGAAGCAGUGACCAAGACAUAUCUAAUUUCUGACAGGUUAAGGAAUAUAAAAUGCGUUGCCCUUCUUGUCAAGAUGACAUUCAUUGGGACGUUUGUCUAUGUGAGCUACAAGGUGACACAUUCUUUGUUUGGAGCCAAGAGGCUUGUUGUGUUCCUGUCUCUAUUGGGCUUGGGUUAUUAUGGCACAAAGGAAGUACUUGGAGAGUACUGGCUUUCAAGGAAGCAUUAGAAUGAUGCUGGACUAGCUGUGGCAUAAAUUUAGAAAUGGCUGAUCCAAGAAUUCUAGUUAACGGGAAGCUGGUGACUAUUACCGCUGGAAAUUCGAGCAAUUCAGUAUACCAAACAUUUUAAAAAAGAACUCAAAACAUACCUUUUUAGGAAAUAUUUUGAUUAAC
Molecule: messenger RNA, 1554 nt
Organism: Lingula anatina
Lineage: Eukaryota; Metazoa; Brachiopoda; Lingulata; Lingulida; Lingulidae
Product: traB domain-containing protein
Source: RefSeq, a predicted model, not a curated record